This is a messenger RNA of Medicago truncatula (barrel medic), 2277 nucleotides long. Its product is annotated as probable WRKY transcription factor 31. NCBI's taxonomy places the organism in Eukaryota, Viridiplantae, Streptophyta, Magnoliopsida, Fabales, Fabaceae. The transcript is spliced from 5 exons. Gene Ontology annotation, molecular function: sequence-specific DNA binding; DNA-binding transcription factor activity. Bases 111 to 1919 code for a protein of 602 amino acids. Gene Ontology annotation, biological process: regulation of DNA-templated transcription. The record is from RefSeq and is a predicted model, not a curated record.
AUUUGAUAGCCGAGUCCAAUUGCAUCAUUGACUAUCUCUCUCUCUCUCUCUCCCUCUCUCCCUUUCUCUAGUCUAUAUCCCUUUGUCUCUCUUCCAUUUCAUUGAAAUUUAUGGCCAGUGGAGGCCUUGGACUCUCCAUUGAUUCAGAUCCAAAUUCAAGCUUCUUAUACCAUAAACAAAUAGAAUUCUCAACUCUUUUCCUCAACACAACAACUCCAAAAACUUCAAGUGGAAACUUAUAUAGUCACAAAAUGGAUACCACAAACAACAAAAACAAAAACAAAAACAAAAACAAAUCUCCAUUUCAAGUCAACCAUGAAAUAUCUCAUCAACCAUUUGAUCAUGAAAUGAGACCUAUCAUCAAUGAACUAGACUUUUUCUCUCAAAACAAUAACCAUCACAAUCAUUCAUCUGCAUCUGCAUCUGCCUCUACCUCUACACCUCCCUCACUAAAUCUUCAUCAUCAUCAUAUAAAUGAUCAUUACACCGAUCCUUCUCUCUUGGAAUUCAAAGUAAACACUAGUUUGAAUCUUCUCACCACCAACACAAGCAAUGAUCAAUCCAUGAUGGAGGAAGACAUAGCAAGUGAUUCAGAAGACAAAAGAGCUAAGCUUGAGCUCGUCGUUCUUCAAGCUGAGCUUGAGAGAAUGAAGGUGGAGAAUCAUCAACUGAGGAACAUGCUUGAUGAGGGUAAUAGGAAGUACAACACAUUGCAGAUGCAUUGGAUGAGUAUGGUGCAAGACAAGAAGGUAGAGGAUUGUAAUGAAGAGCAAAAACAAGUGAUGGGUGGAAAACUUGAUGAGGAGAAACAAAAUGGGAAUGGUGGAGUUUUGGUUCCGAGACAAUUUAUGGAGCUUGGAUUGCCUGCUAAUCAUUCUGAUGCUAUUGAUGAACCAAGAAGUCAAGAUCAGUCAAAAUCACUUGCAAACAACAAUGAGGAAGGUUCCAAGGAUGAAGAACUUGUGUUAGAUCAUGACAAAAAGGAAUCUGAUCGGGGAAAUGAGAGAAACGGUAGUCCUGCUGAUCGAGUUUUAGCUGCUAAUAAUAAUAAUAAUGUUGCAAACUUUAGUCCUCAAACAAAUGUUGAACAAGCUGAGGCCACUAUGAGGAAAGCAAGGGUUUCAGUUCGAGCUCGAUCCGAGGCUAACAUGAUCAAUGAUGGGUGUCAAUGGAGAAAGUACGGACAGAAAAUGGCGAAAGGAAACCCGUGUCCUCGAGCUUAUUAUCGAUGCACCAUGGCUUUAGGUUGUCCGGUGAGAAAACAGGUACAAAGGUGUGCUGAAGACAAAACAAUACUUAUCACAACAUAUGAAGGACACCACAUUCAUGCUUUGCCUCCAGCAGCUAUGGAAAUGGUACAAACAACAUCAUCAGCUGCAAGAAUGUUGCUGUCAGGACCAAUGACAAGUGCAGAUGGACUAAUGAACCCAAAUUACCUCACAAGAGCAAUCCUUCCUUAUUCUUCAAGCAUAGCAACUAUCUCAGCAUCAGCUCCAUUUCCAACUGUUACAUUGGACCUAACUCAGUCACCAAAUCAAAACCAGUUCCCUAAUAACCACUCAAACCAGUUCCAAUUUCCCUUCCCUCAAAAUUUUCUGCCUCAGGUUUUUGGUCAGACAUUGUUGAACCAAUCAAAAUUUUCAGGACUUCAAAUGUCUCAAGAUGCAGCAAACAGUUCUCAGCAGACACCACAGAACCUUGCUGACACAGUUAAUGCUAUUGCAGCUGAUCCUAACUUCACUGCAGCUUUAGCAGCUGCUAUUACUUCAAUUAUUGGGGCGGCGCAGCCAAACAAUAACAACGGUACUAGCAAUAAUGGUAACGGUACAAUAGCUAAUAACAGUAAUGGCAAUGUUACAUCAAGUAACAAUACCAAUGGAAGCCCUAAAAUCAACAAUCCCAACUCUUCAGUAGAGUAGCUAGCUCACAAAGUGAUAACUUCAUAGCAGUCUCUCAUUUUUUGAUUAUUUUCUCUCCUUCAGUCGGGCUAAAAAAAUGUAGUACCGACAUUUUGCAUUGAAGGCGAGUCUGGAGUCCGACAUGUGGUGGUGCACGACACUGACAUAUCAUUUUUUUCAAAAAAUAAGUUGAGCUGAAUUUUUCCCCACCUCUCAACUCGAGAAAUUUUGUUAUCAGAUUGUUAAAGAUAGUUUGAGAUUUGUUAGAUGUAGCGGAAUAUUAUUUUUUGAACAAGAGAUGUAGCGGAAUAUUGUUUAUGGUAGUUACAAGUUAUUUUGAUGAACCUUGCUAUAUGGUACGACAGUUUGUGCACACAAA